Cladocopium goreaui is the source of this 810-nucleotide messenger RNA. NCBI's taxonomy places the organism in Eukaryota, Dinophyceae, Suessiales, Symbiodiniaceae. The record is from the annotation of a GenBank genome assembly.
AUGGCCACACCAAUCGAGAGGUACAAGAAGACACCUCAAGGUGGCAUCGUUUCCUUGGGCGUUUUCCAUGGCCAGGAAAUGGACCGCUUUAAUGUCCUCAUCCAAUGUGUGCAGUCCACCCUCGUCACCCUGGGCCGUGCCAUCAAGGGCUUCGUGGUCAUGUCCGCUCAGCUGGAGGACAUGUACAACGCCUUUCUUUUACAGAAGCUUCCGCCCAACUGGGGCGAGGUGGCUUAUCCAUGCCUGAAGCCGUUGAACUCGUGGUUCACGGACUUUGAGGAGCGGAUCGCCUUCAUGGCGCGGUGGCUACACAAGGGUCCGCCCGUGAGCUUCUGGGUGCCAUGUUUCUACUUCCCUCAAGGCUUUAUGACCUGUGCCAAACAGGUGCAUGCACGAAAAACCAAGAUCCCAAUCGAUGAUUUGGUCUUUUGGCAGGAACCCACCAAUGGCACUGACCCCAUGGGUUGCAAGAGACCAGAGGAUGGGGUUAACGUCCAUGGCUUCUUCCUUCAGGGCGCUGGAUGGGACGUGGAGACAGUGAAAAUGGUCGAGUCAGAGAAGGCUGUGCUUUUCAAAGAGCUUCCGAUCACUUGGAUCCAAGUCGUAGAAGAGGCCGUUUACAGCAACGUGUCGAAGCAACCUGGAAGGUAUACGUGCCCCCUAUACAAGACGUCCUUACGCAAGGGCACCUUAGCCACUACAGGCCAUUCAACCAACUUCGUGUGUUAUUUCCACCUCCCAAGUGAUGUCGAGGAUCAAGGGCAUUGGGUCCGUCGCGGGGUGGCGUUGCUCUGUAUGCUGGAUGAUUAA